AUGACCUUUAAGCUUCAAACUCAAGCUCAAUUUCUUAACCUACACUGCUCUGUAGGUUUAACAGACUGGGACAUGGACCAGGAGCUGAAUCUGGUAACAACCACUGACCAAUUCUGCCAUGAUGAUAAACCUGAUCAAUAUCUGGCAUAUAGGCCUUCAGCAAGAGCCUCUGAAAAAGAUGAGUUCAUUUGGUAUGACAAAACAUCAGACACUUUUGUGAAGCCAAACCUGUGGCUCAUAGUCAAUCCUAACAUUGCCUGUCCAAUCCUCUACGGCGAACCUGCAGCGGAUCGGCAAAUUGCCCAAAAUGACCAUGCAGAGGAAAUCCAAAAGCCGCUGACUUCGUGCCCACAAGCCACAAUACAGAACAUGUUCUCUCCCCAGAGGGAAAGAAUGCAUGUUCUCUCCUCCCCCAGUGGCCAUAUGAAUGAAGGCUCCACUUACCAGACAACACACCGGAAACGCAAGGGGAGACCCAUCAAAGUAUGGGAUGACAGAACUUUGAAGCCAGGAUGUUGGCCUCGUCCACCAGUAAAUUAUUGCAUCCUCAUUGCUCUAGCACUUAAAAGCAGCCACAACGGGAGCCUCAAAGUCCAGCAGAUUUACAACUUCACAAGAAAACACUUCCCUUUCUUUCAGACGGCUCCUGACGGUUGGAAGAACACAAUACGACACAAUCUGUGCUUUAACAGCAGCUUCCGCAAAAUCUACAACCAGAUGUGCAGAGAUGGUAAAAGGAAGUCCUGCUUUUGGCACCUGACUCUUGACGGCCAUUGCCGAUUGAGGGAUGAGAUCCGCAUGUUGACAGGGGACUCUUUAAAGCUGUUGGAGAGGAGCAUGUCCUGUCCAGAUAUAAUUUCAAAAUUACUGGGAGAGUAA
Molecule: messenger RNA, 879 nt
Organism: Nerophis lumbriciformis (worm pipefish)
Lineage: Eukaryota; Metazoa; Chordata; Actinopteri; Syngnathiformes; Syngnathidae
Source: RefSeq, a predicted model, not a curated record